This is a messenger RNA of Lasiodiplodia theobromae, 1578 nucleotides long. RefSeq names its product Sugar/inositol transporter. The record is from RefSeq and is a predicted model, not a curated record. Gene Ontology annotation, biological process: transmembrane transport. Gene Ontology annotation, molecular function: myo-inositol:proton symporter activity. Bases 1 to 1578 code for a protein of 525 amino acids. NCBI's taxonomy places the organism in Eukaryota, Fungi, Ascomycota, Dothideomycetes, Botryosphaeriales, Botryosphaeriaceae. The transcript is spliced from 3 exons. Gene Ontology annotation, cellular component: membrane.
AUGGCGUCCAUCGACAUUUCCAAGGGCACCGAGCACCUUGAAGAAGUCGUCGUCGAGAAAGACGACAACCGGAACCUGGACACGAUUGAGGAUGGCACACCUGGAGCCUUCGUCUGGCUGUGUGCCGCUGCCGCCGCCAUUGGAGGCAUGCUUUUCGGCUACGACACCGGAGUCAUUUCUGGUGUGCUUGUCGUAAUCGGCUCCGACCUCGACAACAAGGCCUUGUCCAGCUCCGAGAAGGAGCUUAUCACCGCCCUCUGUGCGGCUGGCGGACUUUGCGGCGCAGUAAUAGCUGGUACGACGGCCGACAAGUACGGCCGCCGUCCUGCCAUCUGGUUCGCCUCCGUCCUCUUCACCAUCGGUGCCGUCAUCCAAGCCAGCUCCUACACCAUCUCCCAGAUGUCAGUCGGUCGCUUCUUGGUCGGCCUGGGCGUUGGUUCCGCAUCCACAGUCGUCCCCCUUUACAUCGCCGAAAUCUCGCCUGCCCGCUUCCGCGGCCGCAUGAUCUCCGUCGACAUGAUCUUCCUAGGCGCGGGUUCCGUGCUUGCCUACGCCUUCGACGCGGCCUUCGCAAGUGUCCCACACGGCUGGCGCUACAUGGUCGGCAUCGGCGGGCUGCCGUCGAUCCUGCUCGGCAUCCUGCUCUUCUGGUGCCCCGAGUCGCCACGACAACUGCUCUUCCACAACCGGACGGACGAGUGCGCGCGGGUGCUGCGCAAGAUCUACCCGCGGGCGACCGAGGAGCAGCUGCGCGACAAGGUGCGCAGCAUCGAGCUGGGCGUGACGCAGGCGAAGGCGCUGAACGAGGAGAUCUCGGUCGUGGCCGCGCUGCGCAUGCUGUUCGGCGUGCCCGCGAACCUGCGCGCCGCCGUCGCCGCCUGCGGCCUGAUGGCCGUGCAGCAGCUGUGCGGCUUCAACACCCUCAUGUACUACUCGUCCACCCUGUUCGACAUCGUCGGCUUCCACAACCCUGUCGCCGUCGGCACCGUCGUCGCCGGCGUCAAUUGGAUCUUCACCAUCCUGUCCAUCUUCCUCAUUGACCGCGUCGGCCGCCGGCGCAUCCUGCUGUGGACCAUGUGGGGCAUGCCCGUCUGCCUCGUCGGCGCUGCUGUCGCUUUCAAGUGGAUCCCCAUCGACCAGCAGACGCUGACUGUGACGGAAGAUAAAACUGGGCCGCCGGCGAUCAUCGUGCUGGUCUGCAUGAUCCUUUUCGUGGCAUUCUAUGCUGCUGGUCUGGGCUGCGUGCCAUGGCAGGCGAACGAGUUCUUGCCUAUGGAAGUGCGCGCUAUGGGCACCAUGCUCGUGAAUAUCUGCAACUGGGGCCCCAACAUCAUCGUAAGCGCAACGUUUCUGUCCAUGAUGAAAGGAAUCUCGCCGUCCGGCACGUUCGGUUUCUACGCUGCGCUGUGCUUUAUCGGAUGGAUCUUCGUCAUCUUCUGCUUCCCGGAAGCAGCCAAUAUGACAUUGGAGGAGGUUCGCUGCGUGUUUGAGCACGGGUUUGGAGUGAAAUAUGCGGAGGAAUGGAGGAAACAGCGGAGCGUGGAUAUGAAGCAGGCAAAAGAGGAAGUUAAGGUGUAA